This is a messenger RNA of Salvia splendens (bonfire salvia), 459 nucleotides long. RefSeq names its product leucine-rich repeat extensin-like protein 3. Bases 1 to 459 code for a protein of 152 amino acids. The transcript has a single exon. Lineage: Eukaryota; Viridiplantae; Streptophyta; Magnoliopsida; Lamiales; Lamiaceae. The record is from RefSeq and is a predicted model, not a curated record.
AUGGAUUCCUCCUAUGCACCGCCAAGGCAGUACACGACCUCGAAUUUUGGGCAACCGCCCUAUUUGUCAGACGAGUCCCCGCGAAAGCCCUACAUCGGAUCUCACCGGGGGCAGCAUGAGGAUCAGCCCACGCCACCCCCAUACCGGCCACCACAUUCACCUACAUGUUGGGAGUCACCGCAAUAUGUUCCACCAAUCCCUCUUGGCUAUCUGCUGCCUCAUGCCGUGGAAUCCCGACACCUCUCACUUCCUUAUCUCCGUCACGAUCCAUCUAGCCCCUCGCUACCUGUUGUCGUUGCUGUUCCGCCUUCAACUCCACCAGCACCGUCGUGCUGCCCUGACGUCAGUAGAGAUGAGGGUGAAUUGUUACACGAUGACCCGCCCCCACCGACCCCAAUUUUGCAGCUGUACAACCCAGAUAUUAGUGAAGAGAAUGAGACAUUGCUAGAAGAUAAAUAG